Puntigrus tetrazona (Sumatra barb) is the source of this 1276-nucleotide messenger RNA. RefSeq names its product Golgi integral membrane protein 4-like. The record is from RefSeq and is a predicted model, not a curated record. Gene Ontology annotation, cellular component: Golgi apparatus; Golgi membrane. Bases 470 to 1276 code for a protein of 268 amino acids. The transcript is spliced from 7 exons. Lineage: Eukaryota; Metazoa; Chordata; Actinopteri; Cypriniformes; Cyprinidae.
UUUAUUAUGAUUUUUUUUACAGUUUAAAAAAUGUAAUCUGCAUUUUAAAAAUAUUAUUUAAUCUGCGAAUUUUCCUGCCUGUUCUAAACAUUUUUGUGUACAUUCCCAGACGCACGCCCCUCCCGUCAGAGCGAAUCUCUUUUGAUUGACAUCUACCUUGACCAAUCACAGCAACCGAAUGUUUGUGAGGGGCGGGAUUUCCUUCAGCUUCAUCGCUGGAUGAUCUGCUGCAGCUCUAGGUGACACGUAACGAAAGGUACGCUCGGGCCGCUCCAAACUUCAGAUAAUUAACAAAAAGACCGCUUUUCACUAUGUAAAAAAAGUCCACAGAGCUUCGACCGAGCACGAGGACCGAGCACGACCGCGUUCCGUCACUUUUUUUUUUUAAUCUGUUGAAUGUCUUUGGAAAACUUGGCGGAGCGCGAGACUUUUGUAAACAUUUAGCAACUGCCCGCGAAUAUAAUGUUUCAUGAGGAAUCUCGGAGGGGACGGAGUUGUUUCUGUGCCGAAGAGUGAAGAGAAAAUCGUUCCCUGGAAAGUUUCUGUGGAAUCCAGGAGAGGAGGGAACAUGGGCAACGGCGUGUGCUCCAGGAAGCAGAAGAAGAUUUUCCAGUCUCUGCUGCUGGUCACGGUGGUGUUUGGCAUGAUAUACGGUGGGAUGUUUUCUUACGAGAUGCACAAACAGCUGAAGAGGACGGAGGAGAUGGCCGUGAAAUACCAGCAGCACCAGGAGUCUCUUUCCGCUCAGCUUCAAGUGGUAUAUGAGCAUCAUUCUAAACUAGAGAAAUCCCUCCAGAAGGAAAGGCUUGAGCAUAAGAAGGCUGAAGAGGAUUUGCUUGUGUUUAAGCGGGAAUCACAGAAGGCCCUCAACAAAGAAAAGCAAGAAUCAACCUAUCGACUGAAUGCCCUGCAGACAGAGCAUCAAAUACUGAAGUCCCAGCAUGAAGACUUGAAGAUGCAAUACUAUGAACUUCAAGAGAAGCACCAGAAUCAAGGGCAGCAUCAUGAACGUGUUCUGGAUGAGCACAGGUUGGAAAUAGACAACCUGCAGAGGGAGAAGGAGGUUGAAAUUUCCAGACUGAAAGAGAAUGUGUACAACCUUCGAGAGGAGAACAGACAGCUGCGGAAAGCUCAUCAGGACUACGCACAGUUACUUGAUGUGCAGCUGAAGUGCUGCAUCAUCAAGGCCAGAGGAGACCGACUUAAUCAGGACAGCAGCCUGGAUCUCAUUUACAAGUGGCUCUUCAGCUGCGGAUUUGAUAGGCCUUCCUUUUAA